Molecule: messenger RNA, 2019 nt
Organism: Thyridium curvatum
Lineage: Eukaryota; Fungi; Ascomycota; Sordariomycetes; Thyridiales; Thyridiaceae
Exons: 2
Coding region: 1-2019 (672 amino acids)
Biological process (GO): peptidyl-L-cysteine S-palmitoylation; protein targeting to membrane
Cellular component (GO): endoplasmic reticulum; Golgi apparatus
Molecular function (GO): protein-cysteine S-palmitoyltransferase activity
Source: RefSeq, a predicted model, not a curated record
AUGUCUUCCCAUGACGCAGCACCGGGACCUCCAUCCCGUGGAGAUGACGAGCUGGGCCUCCCUCAGUACCCUCGUUCCGGCGCGGCCGGGCCUCCGAGUAUUAUAUCAUCGCGCAUGACCGAUAUCGCCUCAGACGAUGGGAAUGAUACCGCGCCACCCAAGACGACAACUAGCCAGAGGAAAAGCCUGAUGGCUUCUGAAACCGUCUCUCGCCCCGGCACUGCGCGCACCGGCAUGUCCUCUCUGCGCCACCCUUUCCCACAAGGCCAGCAUCUUCGCAGAGGACUUUCAGGCAAGCGCACCAGUAUCGGGAGCAGCGUUGCCGGUUCGACAAAGAGCGGCAGGCCCCAGAGCUCUGCCAGCAGGAGUCAUGUACCUUCGCUUACGUCUCACGCCUUCUUCCACCCUAUGAGCUCGCAGAGGCUGCAGGCGCAACGAGGAGUAGCACGCCCGACCAACAUGGCCCCCCAGCAGGCACUCACGGCCGACGACUCGACCGAUAUCAUUGGCGACACCAACAGGCACAGCCUCGUCUCCAACUCUCACCCCGGCGCCCGCAUAAUGCAACCGACGAGUGACGACGGUGAAUUUCGGCCACCGCCAUCGAGGGGAACCGAGAUGACGGAACAAGAAACAUUCGACCGCAUCACUGCCAACACGAGCCCCACCCACGGUCACUAUCCCACGGCGAGUGUGUCCGAGAGCACGCGCCCACUGCAGAACAAGAGGCCCGAGGGCAAGAAUCUCACGGUCAGAGUGGACAAGGAUUACAAGGGAGCCGGGAACUUGCCCACGCCCAUCAAGUCUCCCAGGUCCUUCCGGUCAAGUUUUCUGUUGCCGUCCAAGAGCGGCUCCGCCCACGCCGGGGAGAAUAGGGACAUCCAAGGCGGCGAGAAGCUCGACUCGGUAGCCUCGACACCGCGCAUGAGCCACUCUGUAACCCAUGGCGAGGAGCGCCAUGGCAAGGCAGACAGUAUCGGCCUCAAGGUGGGGAGGAACUUCGAGUAUUUCGAAGGCAACACCGUCUUCUUCAUGGGCGGUCGAUUCCAAAACACCAAGUUCAAGCCCGUCAAUGUUGCGACAGGCCUGCUCACCGUGAUUCCUGCCGUCCUCUUCUUCGCGUGUUCCGCGCCUUGGCUCUGGGCCAAUGUCUCGCCGGCCAUUCCGUUGGUCUUUGCGUAUAUCUUUUAUAUAUGCAUAUCCUCAUUCUUCCACGCAUCCGGCUCCGAUCCAGGGAUCCUACCGCGAAACUUGCAUCAGUUUCCUCCUGCGGAUGAGAACGAGGACCCCCUUAGGCUCGCGCCGCCCACAAAUGACUGGGUCCUGAUCAAGUCGGCCCAGUCGUCCACAGCAGCCAUGGAAGUGCCUACCAAGUAUUGCAAAACCUGCAACAUCUGGCGUCCUCCGAGGGCUCAUCACUGCCGCAUGUGCGAUAACUGCAUCGAGAAUGCAGACCAUCACUGUGUUUGGCUCAACAACUGCAUGGGCCGACGCAAUUACCGCUACUUCUUUGCUUUUGUCACCUCCUUGUUCCUCAUGGCUCUCUACGUCAUUGCGGCUUGCCUUGCGCAAAUCCUUGUCUACCAAAACCGCGAGAACAUCUCCUUCGGAGCCGCUAUCGACCAUUUCCGUGUUCCCUUCGCCCUGGUAUUCUACUGCAUCAUCGGUCUUUUGUACCCCGCCGCAUUGAUGGGGUACCAUCUCUUCCUGAUGGGCCGUGGCGAGACGACGAGGGAGUUCCUCAAUUCGCACAAGUUCUUGAAGAAGGAUCGCUACCGCGCCUUCUCCCAAGGCAACUGGGUCAAGAACUGGAUCGUCGUCCUUUGCAGACCUCGCCCGCCAACCUAUUAUCGCUUCAAGCAGUCGUACACCAAGGGCGACCAGCGACUCGCGAGGGACCGGAGACCUCAGCGCAAGGUCGACUCAAAGGAAGGCCUCGAAAUGCAGGACGUCAAACCUGCCCAGCAAGGCUUCCAGGGUCCAGUCGCCCUGCGCGAAUCCGCGCCCACAUCGGCUUGA